AUGUACAGCGGCAGACGAUCUAUGGUGCCUUCAACUGGCCGAAGGACACCAGCAAAUAGUCGAUUUACCUUUCCAGUUUAUUCGCUUCCAGAAAUUGUCGAGUCUUUAAAAGCGUGCGAAAUUAAUGUCACAGCAGAAGAUCUGGCGCAACCACGGCAACAGUUUAUCCAGAAUCUAUUUAAUCAAAUCUUACAAGAACUAUUAGGAAUUAGCAUUACGAUAUCACAACUACAUGCUGCUGCCGAAUAUGCGGUGGAGCAAGAUGAGCACCAACAAAUCUUUAUUCGUGGAGCCAGCGGGAUUGACGACAUUUCAGAUGCACAACUUAUGCUUGCCAAUAAACCCGUUCUUUUCCGGUUUAUGCAGUCAAUUGGAGUAAGCGACUUUAGUAUUAUGGACGUGGUGAAACCAGAGCCUGAGCGGGUGCGGCGGGUUUUGUCUACGGUUGUGAAUUACGCAAAGUACCGAGUGCACAACUGUAAUGGAUUCUACGAUGCAGUAAGAGACUAUGAGGAUACAGUUAAGGAACUACAAAAUGAAAUGGGGAGGCGUGGGGAACUAGAAGAAAAAAUAGAGCAACUAGAACGGGAUGGAGAAGAGUUUGAGGAUGAGAUGAAGGUGUUGGAAGAGCAGCGAGCGACAGCCGAAGCGGAAUUGUUAAGAUACAGCAAGAAGCAGACGGAGUAUACGGAUGGACAUGUGGAGUACAAGCAGAAGAAAACGGCGCUGAUGGCGGCCAUUAAUGAUAAUGGGUUUUUGGCAGAAGAGGCCAAGGCUGAGACGGAGCGACUGCGGCCGUAUGUAAUUACGAAUCCGGAGACAGAGCACAAGGUGUUACGAGAUUUGAAUGGGAUGCUUGCUCAAACACGGGAAAAGCUUGACAAGAUUGAGCGACGGACGCGGGAACUAGAGCUUGGUGCUGUGGCCAUUAAGGCGGCUAGGGGGGAGUUAGACAAAUGUGUGCGGAUGUUGCAUGAGUGUGCUAGCGAGUCACAACGGGAAGAUGAAUCACGGCGGAAGCUUAGUGGGUUAAGUGAUCGUGCAGAGCAGCGGGGGAUUACAGCGAGGGAGGUUGAUCGGGAGGUUCAGAUGGUUGGGCGGCAGUUGCGGGCAGCUCAAGACAAGAUUGAGCGGGUUCAAGGGACUCUUGUUCGGCGGAAGGAGGAGGCGAAGCGGGAGAUGGCAGGACUUAAUGAUAAGUAUUCAACACUUGUUGCAGAGCGUAGUGUGAAUGAUUUAGAAAUGAAACGGUUGCGGGACGCAGUACUUGCGACGGAGCAGGAGAUGGCAAGCAUGAGGGCUGGGUUGGAGAGCGACAUUCGGCAGUUUGAGGCGGAAGCGCAGAGGUUAGAGGCAACUAUACUUAAAUAUAUGAAGGAUAUGGAGCGUAAGAUGCGGUAG
Molecule: messenger RNA, 1401 nt
Organism: Magnusiomyces paraingens
Lineage: Eukaryota; Fungi; Ascomycota; Dipodascomycetes; Dipodascales; Dipodascaceae
Exons: 2
Coding region: 1-1401 (466 amino acids)
Biological process (GO): attachment of mitotic spindle microtubules to kinetochore; kinetochore organization; mitotic spindle organization
Cellular component (GO): Ndc80 complex; kinetochore
Molecular function (GO): protein-containing complex binding
Source: RefSeq, a predicted model, not a curated record